AUUCCUGUAACAUACCUUCUAAGUUCAACAUGAUUGCACUAUAUAUACAACACCACUUUUGAGUCUAAUAUCAACAUCACACACUUAAAACUCCUUUAAAGAGAAAGAGAAAAACAUAAGAAAAUGAAACUCAUCAGCAUUUCAUUUUUGUUCAAGCUUUUGAUACUUCAAUAUCUUUCGAUUCAAUGCCUUUCUGAAGAAUUUGAUUUCUUCUAUUUUGUUCAGCAGUGGCCAGGAGCAUAUUGUGACACCAAACAAAGCUGCUGUUAUCCGAAAACCGGAAAACCGGCUGCAGAUUUCAGUAUUCAUGGACUAUGGCCUAACUACAAUGACGGAUCAUGGCCUUCAAACUGCGAUCCCGACAGUACUUUUGAUAAAUCUCAGAUAUCUGACCUGAUGAAGAACAUGGAGAAAAACUGGCCAUCUUUGAGCUGUCCAAGUAGCAAUGGUUUUAGAUUCUGGUCACAUGAAUGGGAGAAACAUGGUACAUGUGCAGAAUCUGAGCUUGAUCAACGUGAGUACUUUGAAACAGCUCUCAAAUUGAAGGAGAAAGUCAACCUUCUUCAGAUCCUCAAGAAUGCAGAGAUUGAACCAAAUGAUGAGUUUUACAGCAUAGAAAACAUUUCAGAGGCUAUAAAAGAGGCAACAGGGUUUACGCCAGGAUUAGAGUGUAAUAGAGAUUCAGCACGUAACAGUCAGAUUUAUCAAGUUUACAUGUGUGUGGACACUUCUGGAUCAAGUUUCAUUGAGUGCCCUUUGUUGCCAAGGAGUAGAUGUGGUGACCAAGUACAGUUUCCUAAGUUUUAAGAGAAUUUCUUUUGUUAAUCAAAACAUGGUUUAAUUUGUAUUUUGAUUUUUUUAAUCAUCAUUGUACUUUAAAUUCCAUCUCUUUCUCUAUUGUAAGUUUCCAUUCUUUGUAUUCCUUGAAAUUAAGAACUUUUUUUUAUA
This is a messenger RNA of Lathyrus oleraceus (garden pea), 948 nucleotides long. RefSeq names its product ribonuclease 3. Gene Ontology annotation, molecular function: ribonuclease T2 activity; RNA binding. Gene Ontology annotation, biological process: RNA catabolic process. Gene Ontology annotation, cellular component: extracellular region. The transcript has 3 exons. Bases 124 to 807 code for a protein of 227 amino acids. The record is from RefSeq and is a predicted model, not a curated record. NCBI's taxonomy places the organism in Eukaryota, Viridiplantae, Streptophyta, Magnoliopsida, Fabales, Fabaceae.